AUGUGGACUCCCUUCCUCCUGAGCUGCCUGCUCUGCACCCUGGGGAUAGUGGCACAACCGAGGUACCUGAUCAUCAUUCCAGCUGCCCUGCCCUACCCCUCAUCCCAGAGGGCAUGCUUGGACCUUCGUGGGGUUGAAAAGCCUAUUCGUGUGGCCUUAACCCUUGUGCACCCAUCUGGCAACCUCAGCCUCUACCGCAAGGUUGUCCGGAACGACUGGAUCUUCGAGUGCACCAGAUUUCAGGUGCCCCGACCUGCAGGCAGCCAGGAGGUGGCCACUGUGCACCUGCACAUCUCCAAUGGCCACUACUUCAGUGCAAGUGAAGAUAAAAAAGUCCUGAUCCACAGGGCUGGAACAGGCACCUUCAUUCAGAUGGAUAAGCCCAUCUAUAAUCCAGGACAGACAGUGAAAUUCAGGAUUGUGACGCUCACUGAAGAUUUUGUUCCUGUUAACAGCAAGUACUCCAUGGUGGAAAUCCAGGACCCGAACCAAAACCGCAUUGGCCAGUGGCUGGAUGUGAGACCAAAACAGGGCGUUGCAGAUCUCUCUUUCCACUUAGCUGAUGAACUCUCCCUGGGGACUUACACCAUCAGUGCCCAGUCCUUUAAGUCCAACUCAGUCCAGUCCACUACCUUUAAGGUGGAGGAGCGUGUGUUGCAAAAGUUUGAUGUUUUCUUCGAGGGACCAACUCAGAUUUAUGCUUCAGAUAAAACUUUCCCAUUGCAAGUGUGUGGCAGGUACAGUUUUGGGAAAGCAGUGCGAGGGACCGUGCACGUGACCCUGUGCCAGAAGGCAAGGAGAUGGCCCCAGAAUGCCAGCAAGGACAUCUGUAGGGAAUACAGUGGUCCUACAGCAAGCAAUGGGUGUUUCACCCCUUCUGUCAGCACAUCAGUCUUCAAUCUGACUCCCAGCGAGGAAGACAACAAACUUUAUGCAGAAGCCUCUCUCCUGGAGAUGGGCACAGGGGUGCAGAUCAACACCUCCAGCCAAAUCCUCAUCUCCAGGACAGCUGCAAGGGCAGUAUUUGAGACACCCAAUGAAUAUUACAUCCCUGGAGUACCGUACAGGGGGAAGAUUAAGGUUCAGGAUCACUAUGGAACUGGUAUGAAGAACAGGAAAGUUUAUCUUGUGAUAAGGUUCAUGAGGCGUCGCUUUAUCAAAACCUACAUCACAGAUGACAGCGGAAUAGCAUCUUUCAACCUCGACACUACUGCCUGGAACAGCUCAUCAGUCUCUCUGGAGGUCACUGGCAAGUCUGGAAUUGUUGUCAGGGGCCAGAGGAAUAUCCAGAUUGGGAAACUGAACAGUAAGUCGUGGCAGAGAAUGUUGAAGGGCUCGUUCUCCAUCCCUUUGACCUUCACUGCCGACUUGUCCCCAUCACCUUCCUUGGUGGUGUACGCCAUCUUCCCCAACGGAGGGGUCACAGCUGACAGCAUCCGUUUGGAUGUUGCCUUGUGCUUCCAAAACCAGGUCAAGGUACGAUUCCCAGGUAAAGAAGCCCAUGCAGGGUCAGCAGUGCAGCUCCAGCUGCAGGCAGCACCCGGCUCCUUGUGUGCAGUCCAGGCAGUGGAUGAAAACAUGUUCUUCACCAGACCAGACCGUGAGCUCACCAGCCAAAUGGUCUAUGGUUUGUUCCCUGCUGCCUACCAACGUGGAUACCCUGCCCAAGUAGAAGAGCAUUCAGAUCGCUGUGUGCAGCCUCAGUCCUUGUCAUCUCUGCUACGAGGAAGGCCACAACAGUCCUUUCAGCCUGACAUCUUCAACCUCUUCCGGAACAUGGGACUGAAAGUCUUCUCAAACCUUGUAAUUAAGAAGCCCUCUCAAUGCUCUCGUCGGAUGGAUAGGAAGCCAAUCAUAGGGGUGCCUUCUACAGAAGACCAAAGAAUCAAUGAGGAACAACCCCAAUUUACAACUCACAGAAGAUCUCACCACUAUUUCCCUGAGACUUGGCUCUGGAAUGUGUACUCUGUUGGAGGGUCUAGGGAAAAAAAAUCCCCUGUGCCCAACAUGCCAGUAACUCCUGCCCUUGCACCCCCUCUGUCAGCACUGUCCCCUCUGUGUUGCUGUGCCAUAUUAAUCACUGUUCCCAUCUCCCCAGGGUAUCAGACACAACUUCUUUACAAGCACAGAGAUGGCUCCUACAGCUUCUUUGGGCCGAAGGAUGGAGAAGGAAACACUUGGUUGACAGCUUUUGUACUCAAGAAUUUUGGCCAAGCCAGAAAAUACAUCUAUAUAGAUGACAAGAACAUCCAGGAUGCCCUACGCUGGCUAGAGCAAAACCAGCUCCCCAGUGGCUGCUUUGCCACCAAAGGGAACUUUUUUCACUCCUCCCUAAAGGGCAGCAUGGAUGAUGAAGUCUCUCUGGGGGCCUAUGUCGCUGCAGCACUGCUGGAGAUGGGUCUGCCACUGCAGGGCAAGCUGAUGCAGACUACUCUCCGCUGCCUGCAGAAGGUGGUUCACAACAUCACCAACAUCUACACAGAAGCCUUGCUGGCCUAUGCCUUUGCCCUGGCUGGGGACUAUGAGACAACCCAGGAGCUGCUGUACAAACUGGAGGAACAAGCCAUCAAAUCAGGAGGACAAAUCCACUGGAGCCCCAAGCCAAGCUCUCCAUCUUACACAGACUUCCGGCCUGGCACUCAGUCAGUGGACAUAGAGCUGACAGCCUAUGUGCUCCUGGCGUACCUCUCCAAGCCACGGGUGCACGCCGGUGACAUGACAACUGCAGCUGGCAUUGUGGCGUGGCUGAUGCGGCAGCAGAAUGCCUACGGGGGUUUUGCCUCCACCCAGGACACAGCUGUUGCCUUGCAAGCCUUAGCGAAAUACGCAGCGAGGACGUUCAGCACAUCAGGCCAGGCAGUGGUGAGGGUGAGGUCCCAGAGGGCCUUCGGGAAGGCAUUCCAGGUCAGCCGCCAGCAGCGGCUGCUGGUGCAGCAGGCAGCGCUGGUGGAGAUCCCGGGGCAGUUCCUGCUGCAGGCCCACGGCAGCAGCUGCAUCUUCACUCAGACGGUGCUGAGGUACCACAAGCGCUCCCCAGGGACUCCUGUGAUCUUCACGCUGCGUGUCAGCACAGAGCUGAACAACUGCAGCCAGGCGAAUCCGCGCGUCCUCACCGUCCGCAUCCUCACCAGCUACAUUGGGAGCAGAGUCACAUCCAACAUGGUGAUCAUAGAGGUCUCCCUGCUAUCUGGAUUCAUCAUGACUUCCAGAUCCAGAGUGCUGCUGGAGAACAGAACCAUUGUUAAGAAAAUAGAAGUGAAAGCUAAUGUGGUCUACAUUUAUCUGGAGAAGCUCAAUGACGAAUCUCAGACUUUCAUUCUGCAACUGGAACAAGUAAUUCAGGUGAAGAACCUGAAACCAGCUGGCAUCAAAAUCUAUGAUUACUACCAGCCAGAGGAGCGAGCCUUGGCUGAAUACAGCGCUGUCUGUAGUUGAGGAAUGAUCACAUUUCAGCAUACAGUCCUGUAUAAUGGACAUCCAUCACUGUUCCCAUCCCAGCUGGACACAAAUUCACGGUCUCACCUCUUCCAGUGAACCUGCCACGGGGCUGUAUCCAGACAGCAGCUC
Molecule: messenger RNA, 3567 nt
Organism: Passer montanus (Eurasian tree sparrow)
Lineage: Eukaryota; Metazoa; Chordata; Aves; Passeriformes; Passeridae
Product: alpha-2-macroglobulin-like protein 1
Exons: 29
Coding region: 1-3435 (1144 amino acids)
Cellular component (GO): extracellular region
Molecular function (GO): endopeptidase inhibitor activity
Source: RefSeq, a predicted model, not a curated record